Messenger RNA from Drosophila virilis, 1869 nucleotides. Its product is annotated as ubiquitin-binding protein Rv1468c. NCBI's taxonomy places the organism in Eukaryota, Metazoa, Arthropoda, Insecta, Diptera, Drosophilidae. The record is from RefSeq and is a predicted model, not a curated record.
AUGGAAUACUUUGGAGCCUCUAGACGAGUUGCUAUUAUUUCUCUCUCACAGGAGCUGUUCAAAAGCCUGUUGCUGUGCCUGUUGGCGAUCGGUUGGUUGUCGGAGGUUGCGCCAUCGACACAUCACAGACACCACCACCGGGACUACGAGGACGAUGAGGAUCAGCAUUAUCUGCCGCCGGAGGAGCACGCACUGAAACCCUUUUUCCGCAAGGACAAGCACACCAGCGAGCACGUUGUCUACCAUAAGGGCGACGAGCAUCACGAGCCCAAGCGCAUCGAUCAUUACCAUCACUACGACAAGCAGCCCGCGCUGAAGACCAAGCACAUACACUACCAGCAGGUUGCACCACAGCUGCGCACCGCUCAACUCCUGACUGCGGCUCCCUCCCAAAUUGUGACGCGACGUCGGCGUCCGAACCGCGUGCUCUAUGCAAGUGCACCCAACUCUGUGUUCCACACACAGAUCAAUGUGCAGUCCCAGGACUCCGAACUAAGUUCACAGAUUCGAACAGAUCCCCUUGUACCAGGUGCCCAACUUCCUGCCAAUGCGGGCGCCCAGCUGCCUGUCACGGCUUUGCCCAACUGCCAGUCUCCAGUUGCUGGAAAUCCGCCCAUUGGCUGUCGUGUGGUUGACCCAGCUGGCGCUCAGCUGGGCGCCGAUGCCUUGCCAGUUGGUGGUGGCCAGUUGCCAGCGAAUGCUGGGCCUCCAGCUGGUGGCCAGUUGCCAGCGAAUGCUGGUCCUCAAGCUGGUGGCCAGUUGCCAGCAAAUGCUGGGCCUCCAGCUGGUGGCCAGUUGGCAGCCAAUGCAGGGCUUCCAGCUGCUGGCGGACAAUUACCCGCUCUUGGCCUGGCAGGGGUCGGCAAUGGGGCCAACAAUCUCUUUAUAGAUCCUUCGCAGGGCGCUCAGCUGGCAGCUGGCAAUCAAAAUGGCGGCGCCUUGCAAGGAUUUGGUAAUCAGAACCUAUUUACUCCGGCAGCUCAGCUGGCCGUUGGCGGGCAGGAUCCAUUGGUAAGCGGACAGGCUGGUGGAGUUAUUCGGCGACCCGGCUCUGUGCUGAUCCAGAUUGAUCCGGCAUUUGGCGGCCAGCUGCCCGCCGCAGCUCAGGCGGCAGGCAACGGCAAUACAAAUCAAUUCGGUCCAUUUUUGGGCGCACAGCUUGGUGCUGGCCAGGCGCCAGCUGGUCAGCAAGGCGUGGCUCCAAAUGGAGCUUUACUUAAUCCUAUGCUGGGCGGACAGCUAGCUGCUGGAGGACAAGCGCCAGCUUUGGGCGGCCAGCUGCCUGCAGGUGGUCAGGCGCCAGCUGUGGGCAAUGCGAAUCCCGUUUUGGGAGCUCAGCUGGCAGCAGGAGCACAGCCACUUGAUCCAGCACUCGGUGGCCAGCUACCCGCCUCAGCCCAAGCAGUGGGCAAUGGCAAUCCAAAUCAGGCUGCGGCUGUUGCGGCACGUUUCAAUGGUCGCCGACGCACUGGACGUCAACGCAGUCGCUCCAAUUACCAAGGCCUCAAUGUGGUGCGGGGCCAUGUGUUUGGCCAACCAGCUUUGCAGGGACCCACGAAUGCAGUGGGCAAUCAGCAAGACACGAACAUCAUCGACGGCAACUUCUAUAGCUAUCCGGCGUAUCAAAGUCGGCUUGUCCGGGUGAAUGGCAAUCAGCGCAGCGUGUUCCUAGCCGAUGGUGGAGAUUAUUACGAUGAUGACGAGGCCACAGACAUUGGCAUUGCAGCCAGCUCGCCCGAGCUGAGCUACGCAGCGCCCGAGCACAGGGGAUCUCGCCGGAAGGGCAGCAAGAGCUUCGACCAUGAGACGGCUGCCUCGGAGUACCGCGAGGAUGGGUAUCACUACCGGAAUCCCAGGCACACUACAUGA